UACUUCCCUCCCCAUCAAGCAUUGCACACUAACUAGCUCAUAAAAUACUCAAAAACAAACACUUUCUUCUUGAGUUUGCUCAAGGUUGUGUUGUUGUUGUUGUUGCUGUUGUAGGGUAAUUAUGUCUGGGGUAUGGGUUUUCAAGAACCAUGUGGUGAGGCUAGUGGAGAACCCUGGUUCUGAAAGGAAGGUGUUGGUUCACACUGCGAGCAAUGAAAUCAUAACCUCGUAUGCAGUGUUGGAGCACAAGCUGAACUCGUUGGGGUGGGAGCGUUACUACGAUGACCCUGAUUUGCUUCAGUUCCACAAACGCUCCACCGUUCACCUAAUCUCUCUCCCAAGGGAUUUCAGCAAGUUCAGGUCCAUCCACAUGUAUGACAUAGUCGUCAAGAACAAGAACUACUUCGAAGUUAGGGACAUGUAGUUAAUUAGUAAGGGUGUGAAGAAACUGCAUGGCUCUUCCUGUACCCUAGCUACGAAAUUGAAUUCAUGGAGAUCGAUUAAGCAAUUUUUUUUCUUCUUUUCUUUUGAUGUUGGUUUGUUGGUUUUGGAUUUUUGGUCAUUGGGGUGGGUGUUAGUGUCUAAAUUGUGAUGGGGGCAUUAAUUUGUGUAUGGUGUACAUGAGUUUGUGGUAUAUGAUUGAUAUAUUUGUAUGUAUAGAGUUACGGUUUGAUCGGAGAAUGGUGAAGCAUGAGGAGUGGAUGUCAUAUUUGUGUGUCGUGUUGUAAAUCUUUGUAAUCAAAGUUGAGUUUUCCAAUACUUGGGUAUUGAAUAUUCACAUUGGGAUUGCUGUGUGAGAUUAUUUCUCAGAACAACUUCAUGGUGUUGGUAAUAAAUAUGGGAGGAUCCACAUUA
Messenger RNA from Cajanus cajan (pigeon pea), 855 nucleotides. Its product is annotated as flowering-promoting factor 1-like protein 3. NCBI's taxonomy places the organism in Eukaryota, Viridiplantae, Streptophyta, Magnoliopsida, Fabales, Fabaceae. The record is from RefSeq and is a predicted model, not a curated record. Gene Ontology annotation, biological process: regulation of flower development.